Trichobilharzia regenti is the source of this 1998-nucleotide messenger RNA. The record is from the annotation of a GenBank genome assembly. Lineage: Eukaryota; Metazoa; Platyhelminthes; Trematoda; Strigeidida; Schistosomatidae.
AUGUCUAUCCUCAGUUUACGUGUUGUCGUCGCUCUGUCUGGAGGUGUAGUGUUUCUGUUGUUUACUAAACUGAUGUGGGUUGUGCCCAAAUGGAUGUUGAAGAGCCGUGACAGUGAUGUUAUUCGUCAAUCGAAGCUUGUUAGCGAUCAUAAAACCUUUACAGAAGCAGUGGAUCUAAACAAUAUUAAAGUACCUAUUUUCUACGGGUCACAGACUGGUACUGCUAAGAAAUACGCUGUUUGUCUUGGGCAUCAUCUUCAUACUUUUGGAGUCCAAAACUUGGUGAUAGACCUCAGGCACUUGACUAUGGACAUGCUGGUACACCUGUCUAUACGGGACACAUGUGUAGCAGUAUUCAUUCUGGCAACUUAUGGUGAAGGUGAACCCACAGAUAAUGGUCGGAAGUUUCUGGAGAAUUUGGAAAACUCUGAUAAGAAAUUCAAUAAUUUACGUUUUGUGGUUUUUGGACUGGGUAACAGCUUGUAUACAUAUUUUAAUGCUUUUGGAAAAUCAGUCGAUCGUUUACUUUAUAAACAAGGAGCUAAACGAUUACAAGCAAUUACUUUAGGUGAUGAGGUGGAUGAUUUAGAAAAUACUUUUCUCACUUGGAGAGAUCAGUUGACUUCGUCUUUAAUGGAUUUCUUUAAUGUAUUCAAUGAUAAUAAAGAUAGUCUGAACAUGCAAUAUGAACGGAUAUAUUCAUUGAAAUGUAAGACUUGGGGUUUGCCUGUCGUUUCACGCUUUCUAAACAGAGCCUAUAUGCCGGAAAAGUUACCUUAUGGAACAGAGAACUAUGUCUACACUGCUCUAGUUGUUAAUGAAGAGUUAUACAAUAACAGUUCGCGUUCUUGUCGACAUAUUGAAUUGGAUCUAUCUGGUUCUGAACUUAGUUACAAAACAGGUGAUCAUGUUGCAUUAUUCGCUCCAAAUCCACCAGAUCUUGUUAAGGCAAUUAGUGAUCUUCUGAAUAUUGAUUUGGAUGUGAUGAUUAGUUUGGAUGCAAUUGAUCCUUUCAGUUUAAUCAGACAUCCUUUUCCGUGUCCAUGUACCUAUCGUCAUGCAUUCACAUAUUUUGUGGAUAUAACUGGACCUCCUGGGAGGAAUUUAUUUUCUGCUUGCAUAAAUACAAUAACUGACCAUGAUGAAUUAAAAUUUGUUCAACUUCUUAUUUCAAAAAGUGAAAAAGGGAAGGAACUAUACUCAAAGUGGAUUUUAGAAGAUCAUCGUGGUUUUGUAGAUGUACUAAAAGAUCUGAAGUCAUUUCGACCACCAGUUGAUCUCUUGCUGGAGUUAUUAAAUCCUCUAAAGCCAAGACUGUACAGUAUCUCCUCCUCUGCAUUAGUGUAUCCGAAACGAAUACAUAUAACGGCUUCUGUGGUUAAUUAUCAAACGAAUUCAGGUCGUCAAUUCAUGGGUCUUGCUACAAAUUGGUUGAAUUCACUCCAGUUAGAAAGUUAUCGGGAUACACUGAAUAUCUCUAUACCUGUUACUAUUCACUCAAGUAAAUUCUAUUUACCUCGAAGUCGUGCACUACCAAUAAUUAUGAUAGCUGCUGGUACUGGAUUAGCUCCAUUCCGUGCAUUCAUACAAGAACGCUUAAAACUAGCUGACGAUAAAGGUGGUGCAAAUGGACAAAUGUUGUUGUUUUUCGGUUGUCGUCAUGAAAAUGAAGACUUCAUAUACUCAGCUGAAUUAAAACAAGCCUGUGGUACUGGCCUACUUGAAAUGCACACCGCUUUUUCGCGUGACUCUGUCGAUGGCACCAAGGUGUAUGCUCAGCAUAAACUUCUAGAGAUGGGUCAUAAAGUGUGGCAACUUUUAGAUGAAUACCAUGCGUAUCUUUAUGUUUGUGGAAACGCCUCUCGUAUGGCUCGGGAUGUUCAUUUGUGUUUAAUUGAAUUAGUAGCAAAGCAUUCCCAAACUACAAUUGAAGCAGCAACCUGUUAUGUUUUAAAUUUGCGAAAACAAGGACGUUAUCGUACAGAUGUUUGGAAGUAA